ACUUCCCCCGAACUGCCCGUUCCCCUGCAACCGCAGCUCCCCCACUACUAAAGUCACCGGAAGCUACUCCUCUCGUGGACUAGAGUAAUGUCUGCUGCAGCCUGCGCGUCACCGCGGGUCGGCAUGCUCACGUUCUCUGAGCUGGCGGGGCCGGCCGGCGCCGGCGCCGGCGAGCCGGCCGUGGACGCGCAGCUGUGGCUGGCGUGCGCGGGGUCCAUGUGCACCGUGCCGCUCGUGGGCGCCGCGGUCUACUACUUCCCGCAGGGCCACGCCGAGCAGGCUAAGGCGGCCGUGGACCUGUCAUCGGCGCGCGUCCCGGCGCUCGUGCCAUGCCGCGUCGUCGCCGUGCGGUUCAUGGCCGACCCACAGAGCGACGAGGUCUUCGCCAAGAUGCGCCUCGUCCCGCUCCGCCACGGGGAGGCGAUCGUGGACGUGGGCGAGGCUGCGAACGAGGCGAUGAGGGGCGGCGCUGGGGACGAGCAGACAAAGCCGGCGUCGUUCGCCAAGACGCUGACGCAAUCUGACGCGAACAACGGCGGGGGUUUUUCGGUGCCGCGGUUCUGCGCCGAGACCAUCUUCCCGGAGCUGGACUACAGGGCCGAGCCGCCCGUGCAGUACGUCUACGCCAAGGACGUGCACGGCGUGGAGUGGAAGUUCCGGCACAUCUACAGGGGCACGCCGCGCCGGCACCUGCUCACCACUGGGUGGAGCAACUUCGUCAACCAGAAGAAGCUCCUGGCCGGCGACUCCAUCGUCUUCCUUCGCGGCGAGGGCGGCCAGGUCCACGUCGGCAUCCGGCGCGCCAAGCGCGGGUUCUGCAUCGACGGGGGCGAGGAGAGCCCCUCCUGGGACCACUACCGGGGCCUGGUGCGCGGCCAUGCGAGCUCCUCCGGUGGAGACGCCUAUACGAACGGGAAGGUCCCAGCGGAGGACGUGGUCGCCGCAGCGAGGCUGGCCGCCGCCGGACAGCCAUUCGAGGUGGUCCACUACCCGCGGGCGAGCUCUCCCGAGUUCUGCGUCCGUGCGGCCGCGGUCACGGCGGCCAUGCAUGUGCAGUGGUGCCCGGGCAUGCGGUUCAAGAUGGCGUUCGAGACCGAGGAUUCGUCGCGGAUCAGCUGGUUCAUGGGCACCAUUGCCGGCGUCCAGGCCGCCGAACCUGUCCGGUGGCCGCAGUCUCCCUGGCGACUCCUUGAGGUGACCUGGGACGAGCCAGAGCUGCUGCAGAACGUGAAGCGCGUGUGCCCGUGGUUGGUGGAGCUGGUGUCGAGCAUGCCCAACCUCCACCUGCCGUCCUUCUCGCCGCCGCGCAAGAAGCCGCGCAUCCCACCGUGCACGGAGUUACCCUUCGAGGGCCGCCAGCUCUUCGACCCGGCCUUCCCGCCCAACUACCCACUGCCACUGGCGCCCCACCCCCACCCACAUCACGACCAAAACCACCGCGGUUCAGUCCCAUUCUUCCCCUUCCCGGACAGCAGCGCUGCUGCAGGCAUACAGGGAGCCAGGCAUGCGCAAUUCGCUCCAUCCUUUUCGGAUCUCCACAUCAGCAACCUGCACCAUAGCUCGCUGUUCUCCAGCAUCCGCUUCCCUGCAGAUCACCACGCCCCUCGCCCACCAAGGAUCAGCACCGACCUGACAAUCGAUAGCCCGCCAGCCCACCAAGACGCGCCGUGCUCUCUGUCAUCUGGCGCCAAAAAGCCCGACGAAGUCAAGCCACAGGGGCUAGUGCUCUUCGGACGCGCGAUACUGACCGAGGAGCAGAUCAAAGGUACUAACAGUUCCGUUGUCCCAGCCUCGGCGGGAGCCGCCGGGAAUGGCUCGUCCAAGUCCGACUGCGACGCCGAGAAGGCACCCAACACAUCUGAAGGCUCCGGCUCUGGUGUCAUUCAGGGCAGUCCUACCAAAAACAACUCGUCCCCUUGGAUAUUGCAGUGGUUUGGAGAUAAUGGCAGCCGGACAUCUGAGUUCGGCCUGGAGCCCGGCCAGUGCAAGGUGUUCAUCGAGUCCGAUGCCGUCGGCCGAAACCUUGAUCUCUCGGCGCUGGGCUCGUUCGAGAAUCUGUACACCCGCCUGUCCGACAUGUUUUGCAUUGAGAGCACGGAGCUGAAGAGCCAUGUGCUCUACCGCACCGCCGCGGGCGAGGUUAAGCACGUAGGCGAUGAGCCUUUCAGUGCGUUCGUGAAAUCAGCGCGGAGGAUCACAAUACUGACAGAUGCCGGCAGUGACAACAUACGGAGCUAGGAACGAACUACAUGCGUGACAGCCGAAAUUACUUCCUAGGAAGCAAUAAGCCGAACUACAUGCGUGACAGCCGAAUGAGCUGCGGUUUCUUUACUUCUUCGUCGAUCAGGCCUAGAGAAUUCAGCCAGGAAUUAACCUGAUGCGGUGUUCAG
Messenger RNA from Phragmites australis (common reed), 2390 nucleotides. Its product is annotated as auxin response factor 10-like. NCBI's taxonomy places the organism in Eukaryota, Viridiplantae, Streptophyta, Magnoliopsida, Poales, Poaceae. The record is from RefSeq and is a predicted model, not a curated record. Gene Ontology annotation, cellular component: nucleus. Bases 88 to 2238 code for a protein of 716 amino acids. Gene Ontology annotation, biological process: regulation of DNA-templated transcription; response to hormone. Gene Ontology annotation, molecular function: protein binding; DNA binding. The transcript has 3 exons.